This is a messenger RNA of Cooperia oncophora, 471 nucleotides long. Lineage: Eukaryota; Metazoa; Nematoda; Chromadorea; Rhabditida; Trichostrongylidae. The record is from the annotation of a GenBank genome assembly.
AUGGUGAAUGGCGUGUUUUCCUUUGUCGCUACCGUAUCCUGGGCGUUGUCAGCUGCAUUCAUGUUUACACUUGGUGCAGGAUGUGGUGGAUAUAUGGCAAGUGUUCAGGUAACCAAUCUCGUUUUACUUGUGGAAUGUCUCGACCACCACCCUAGUUCAAGACUUCUGGGAGUGUCACUAAACGGAUGGAGUUUUUCUAUGCAGAUCUGGGUUGUUGAAAGCUGCCGCUGGCUAGCUAGCGUACAUCGUAGUGCUGAAGCUCGUUCGAUGGCCCUUCGAGUGGUGUCGCAUCGGUCUGAUGUAGUGGACUCCAUGAGAGGUUUCUCCGAACCGGCGUUGUCAGUUUCGAAUGCCAAAGUUUUGUCAGAGCGGUAUUCAUACGCAGAUCUUUUCAGGUAUGGAUUAGGAUUCUCUUCCAGAGACUUCGAUUUUAGAGGCUCCCAGUGUUCCAGGGGUGGUUUGCCGGGAUAG